Medioppia subpectinata is the source of this 785-nucleotide messenger RNA. The record is from the annotation of a GenBank genome assembly. NCBI's taxonomy places the organism in Eukaryota, Metazoa, Arthropoda, Arachnida, Sarcoptiformes, Oppiidae.
CUGUGAUUUUAUAGUUUUAUAAUCUGUAUUAAAAAAUACAAGUUUUUAGUGACUAUUUUGACGAUAGAUUUUGCGACAAAAUGACAGAUAAUUAUGGGUAUAAUAAUAACGAGUUGGCGAUCGCGUGGACUAACUUGGGUUUUGUCCAAAAGAGUUUGUUUGGCAAACGAGUGAAGACUAUUCUAGACUCACUUAACGGUCAAAUUAAUUUUCAUACAUUGACGGCACUAAUGGGUCCGUCGGGUGCGGGAAAGACCACACUUUUGAAGUGCGUUAAUAUGCGCUCCAACUCUAACCUCACGGCUGACACACAAAUGUUUGUCAACAAAUACACGGAUUUGAGGACUUGUUUUAUAAUGCAAUCAUCCGAUGAACACAUUCUUAAAGGGCUGACUGUUAGUUUGUGUGACGACUUCGAGCCGCUGGACAUUAACGGCAACUUUGAUCACAACCUGAAUGUGCGGCGAAUACUAUCGGAACUGCUUCUGGAGGACUGCGCCGACACUUGUGUCCAGACAUGCAGUGGUGGCGAACAGAAGCGCCUGACAGUAGGCCUGGAAUUAGUCCAACAAAAUAAGCCAAACCUCAUGUGUAUAGACGAGCCGACCAGUGGUCUCGAUAGCAAUGCAGCGGAAUUAGUAAUCCAGUGUUUGAGAGAGUUAUCAGAGAGACAUCGGAUGGCAAUCGUGACAUCAAUACAUCAGCCAAACUCUCUGCUCCUCUCAAUGUUUGAUCAGUUAUAUGUGCUCUCAAAGGGCGGUCACUGUGUGUUCGCCGGACGACCC